Molecule: messenger RNA, 1851 nt
Organism: Carassius auratus (goldfish)
Lineage: Eukaryota; Metazoa; Chordata; Actinopteri; Cypriniformes; Cyprinidae
Exons: 9
Coding region: 405-1751 (448 amino acids)
Molecular function (GO): ubiquitin-protein transferase activity
Source: RefSeq, a predicted model, not a curated record
UGCCAAAAUAAAAGCUCGAGGAGGUAAGUGUGUGUUUAUAGCAUCGUGUCAAAUAAGAAACGAAUAAAAACCAUCUCAUCCCAGGAAACUGACUCUUGGACAUGGUUUAUCGUAAUAAUAACUACCUAAAAUAAUAAACACGUUUGGAGAAACUGUAUUUGAAGAGAAGAUUAGUGUCAUUUUAAUGAAAAGUGCGGGACUUAUGAUGACCUGUAGCCAUAAUAGCCAGCCACAAGGGGUCUCACUUUGACUGAAUGUUAUGUCCUUCACACAGUCUGUGGUCCUCACUCAUCAUGCUCAUCGUCACGCUGUCAUCACUCUCUGUCGUGUUCGCAUGCUAAAAGCCUAUAUCACCUCCCGCCCCUGACCAGGUACGGUAACUGUUCACGUUACUGUCGUUCAAAAUGUCCAACGAAUCGGCGUUAGCCGAGAGCAUCGGCAGAGCCGUCCUGGCGGCUAUUCAAAAUGUUUCAACAAUGACAACAACCGCCUCGGGGCCACCACAGGCCACCUCAGCUCCCACCACUUACAAUUACACACCGGGGCCAGCCACACCCACCACCUCCACUGGGACAUCAUACCGCUCGGUUCCCUUUCCAUCAGUUCAUCAAAGGACUGCUACACACUCACGUUUUGGCAGGAAAAACAAAGCCUGCAAACACUAUACAAGAGAUGUUGUGUGCUUGCCUUUUUCGUCAGCAUCAACAUUCCGCAUUCCAAGGGGAGACUCAAGAGCAAAUUUAGCACGAGAUGGCCUUAUUGGGAAGAUCUCCUUUACAUCUGACUGGUCUGAAGCACAACUUAAAGAAGAAAUGAGUGCCAUUUUCAGAAGAACGUUUGCAUUGUCUAUGGGCCAGUCCUUCCCAUUUGAGUAUUUGAGUACAGUCAAGGGAUGCAAAAGACUAAUGAAACCAAACGUCUCAAGCAGUUUUCUGUGGGGUGGAAAAGAAGUUGCCUCGAUUAGUUCAGCCUCUUGUCUCUAUAUAAUGGCAUUGAUAAGCAAACCUUUACAGGAACCUGAGGAACUCUCCGAUAGUGACCUUGAAAGUCCUGUGGGCUUGAGAAGGAGAGUUCAUACAGUGUCACCUUCCACAAGUGAAAGUGAGCUCAUCAGUCAAGGUAGUGAAAAUGAAAGAAUGCAAGAAAGUCCAUCACAUCAAAGAAUGCUGAGUACAGUUCCUUCAUCACAGAGGGAAAGUGAGGCCAGAUGUCAGGAGACAGAGAGCAGCACUCAAGAGAGUGAAAGUCAGGGCCAGGCAGAGGACCUGAGACAAGUGUUUCCUUAUAAUGUGGCAGAAUUUGUCCCUGUUUAUCUGGAGGAAGAUGAGGCUCUUGAAGAGGCAAUUCAGCGUAGUCUGCUAGAAGAGUGGGAUGUACCUGCUGUUAAUACUUUAAAGUCAUCUGAAAUGCUGAGCAAAGAAGAAAUUGCAGGUCUUCUACAAGCUCACAGUGAGAGAGUUAUUACAUCGGGAACAAGACAGAUCUAUAUCAGUCGAGCCAAUGUUUGGACCACAGCCUUGCGUGUGUUUAAAAGACCCAGUUUUGCAGAAAGCUGUGACAAGCUCUAUGUCACAUUUACAAGCGAUGAACAUGAUGCUGUGGAAGAUGCUGCUGACCUUGGGGGUCCCAGACGAGAGUUUUUCCGUUUACUGGUGAAGGCUAUCUUCCAGGACAGUGGAGCUUUUGAAGGCACACCAAAUGGAUGCACACCAAGACUGAACAUGCUCCACUUGCAAAAUGGAGUGUAUUGAACCAUUGGCAGGAUGAUGUCAACAAUAAUAGUGCAAGGGGGUGAACCACCUGCAUUCCUGUCCCCAAGUGUAGUGGACUACAUUGUGUCUGGGGACAUCC